This is a messenger RNA of Diabrotica balteata, 444 nucleotides long. Lineage: Eukaryota; Metazoa; Arthropoda; Insecta; Coleoptera; Chrysomelidae. The record is from the annotation of a GenBank genome assembly.
AUGACGGUUCACAAUAAACGUCAUAUUUUUAUUGUCCUUGGAAACUUCGUUUGUGAAACUUGCGGAAAAACAUACAAACAUUCCAGAUCUUUGAGAAAACAUGAAAGGUUUGAAUGUCAAAAAGAGCCACAAUUCGUUUGUGUGUACUGUCCUUAUAAAGCUAAGCUAAGAGGAAAUUUAAGGAAACAUAUUAUGGUCAAGCAUCGCGAGGAAUGGACGUCAGGAGCAGCGAAAAUAUAUGUACAGAGAAGAAAAGAAAGAAAAAUGAAGAAUGAAAUUUCUAGUUAUCUCAGACGCCCAAGGGGCAAAGGACAAUUCGGAUGCGUAUGUGGAAAGAGUUACUACGAAAAAAAGAACUUAGUGCGACAUCAAAAGUUAAAGUGCAGUUUCUACCAACAAGAGGAAUUUUUGACAAUAACUACGCCCGAUUUUAAUUAUGACUAA